This is a messenger RNA of Neopsephotus bourkii (Bourke's parrot), 1633 nucleotides long. RefSeq names its product calcium voltage-gated channel auxiliary subunit gamma 5 (gene CACNG5). The coding region runs from base 311 to 1150 and encodes 279 amino acids. The record is from RefSeq and is a predicted model, not a curated record. The transcript is spliced from 6 exons. Gene Ontology annotation, biological process: positive regulation of synaptic transmission, glutamatergic; neurotransmitter receptor transport, postsynaptic endosome to lysosome; postsynaptic neurotransmitter receptor diffusion trapping. Gene Ontology annotation, cellular component: AMPA glutamate receptor complex; postsynaptic density membrane. Lineage: Eukaryota; Metazoa; Chordata; Aves; Psittaciformes; Psittacidae. Gene Ontology annotation, molecular function: voltage-gated calcium channel activity; channel regulator activity.
UCCUAUGGUCCAGGAGCUCUCCCCUGCCCACUGCUAAAGCCACAUCGCUCCCAGCUCCUCCCAGAGCCACCCUGCAGCCAAAGCAUCCAUCAAGGACCCUUUGGAACCCGAGCUUCCCAUCUUUGCAACCAGUGCCGCAGGUUUUCUGCUUGCCAAAGCAUUGCUUCAGCUGGGGUUAAGCAAGCUCGACCUAUAUAAGAACAGAGGGCAGAGGGCACAGCUUUGACACAUCCAUCCCUCCAAGGAGCUGUAGACGGCUCCGUGCCGACGGCUGCAUCCCCGCUCCCGGCAGCCGCUGCCUCGGCCCCCUAUGCUGUUGGGGAUGAGUGCCUGCAGCAGGAAGGCGCUGACCCUGCUCAGCAGUGUGUUUGCUGUCUGCGGCCUCGGCCUCCUGGGCAUCUCCGUCAGCACCGACUACUGGCUCUACCUGGAGGAGGGCAUCGUCCAGCCCCAAAACCAGACGGCUGAGAUCAAACUGUCGCUGCACUCGGGGCUCUGGAGGGUCUGCUUCCUGGCAGGUGAAGAGCAUGGCCGGUGUUUCACUAUUGAAUACAUCAUGCCCAUGAACAUCCAGCUGACGUCUGAGUCCACGGUCAAUGUCCUGAAGAUGAUUCGCUCUGCCACCCCCUUCCCUCUGGUCAGUCUCUUCUUCAUGUUCAUCGGCUUCAUCCUGAGCAACAUCGGUCACAUUCGGCCCCACAGGACCAUCCUCGCCUUCGUCUCGGGGAUAUUCUUCAUCCUCUCCGGUCUGUCCUUGGUGGUGGGGCUGGUCCUCUACAUAUCCAGCAUUAACGACGAGAUGCUGAACAGGACCAAGGACUCGGACACGUUCUUCAAUUACAAAUAUGGGUGGUCGUUUGCCUUCUCUGCCAUCUCAUUCCUUCUCACAGAGAGCGCCGGGGUGAUGUCCGUUUACCUCUUCAUGAAGCGAUACAUGGCCGAGGACAUCUACAGACCUCACCCCAGCUUCUACCGUCCCCGUCUGAGCAACUGCUCCGACUACUCGGGGCAGUUCUUGCACCCGGACGCAUGGGCACGGGGACGGAGCCCUUCGGAUAUCUCCAGCGAGGCCUCCCUGCAGAUGAACAGUAGCUACCCUGCUCUGCUCAAGUGCCCCGACUAUGACCAGAUGUCCUCGUCCCCGUGCUGAGCCCCACCAGCCCUGCGCCCGCUCCCACCCAAGCGCCGAUGGUCGCUGACUCCGUUUGUCAUUGGUUUUUAGGCCACUCUUUCAGAGCAAUUCUCUAUUUAUAGGAGUGUAAAUAUAACCAGGGAGAUCGGUUAUAUAACCAACCAUGAAACACAGAGAAUUGGGAUAUUUUCCUUUGGUUUUGUGGCUUGUUUUUCUUUUCCUUUUAAUUCUUCCCUGCAUAACUAAAACCUUUCCAAAGUCCUUUUCCUUCAGCUCAUCCUGCUGAGCAAACAGCAGUUCUGCCUGCGGGAUAAAUCCACGGCUGGACUCAAGCAGAAAAAGGAAAUAGAGUAGAACGAAAGGAGGGAAAAAGUGUAGUUUUUGGUUUAGGUAGGCUGCAGAAGUUUGUGCAUUUACCGUAUCAUUUAUUCUAGAUUCAGUGGCCUAAGUGCUAGCAGGCAUCAAAGAUUGGUGUAAAUCUCCAAGAAAGAGCCAUCAUUA